AUGCCACCUAAAGCUGCGAAAAGCGAGUAUAUUGAGACUGAUACGGGCAACAAAAUCUCGCGCCGCUCGCAAAUCCACGGGACACAACAUAUCAUUCUUGGUGGAAAAACUGUGAUUCAAGCCGAGGCUGUGAUUCGCGGCGAUCUCUUUCGCCAGGCUUCCGCCGCUCCCUCUGCAGACCCGAAUAAUCCGGCUCCCCCUUCCAACGCUCCGAGCGUCGCGAUCACCGUGGGUCGCUAUAGCUAUAUUUCCAAAAGCGCAGUGCUGCGUCCACCCAGUCGCUUGCAUCGCGGAGUACACUCGUAUUAUCCACUCAAGAUCGGUGAUCACGUCUUCGUCGGAGAGUCGGCGGUGGUCGAAGCCGCGUCGUUGGGGAACCACGUCCAUGUCGGCGCAGGUGCGACAGUGGGGAGUAUGGCGAUCAUUAAAGAUUUCGCGGUGAUUCUGGACGGCGCGGUAGUUCCGCCCGGAAUGGUCGUGCCCAGCUGGUGUGUGGUAGGAGGGCGGCCUGCUCGAAUCGUUGGCGAAGUGGGCGAGGGCUACGGCGUUGAAGGCGCAGAGGGUGGUAUGGCACGGGAGAGAUACCGUCUCGUUGGAAAGCCAUGA
Penicillium oxalicum is the source of this 606-nucleotide messenger RNA. Its product is annotated as dynactin subunit 5. The transcript is spliced from 2 exons. The record is from RefSeq and is a predicted model, not a curated record. NCBI's taxonomy places the organism in Eukaryota, Fungi, Ascomycota, Eurotiomycetes, Eurotiales, Aspergillaceae. Bases 1 to 606 code for a protein of 201 amino acids.